AUGGCAUACCCGUAUAUCGACACCCCGCGCACCGAAGUGGACGCAAACGCGACUUACCUGACCAACGGCUAUCGCAGCGUGGGACGACACAAUUUAUCGGCGUUGGAUUCGGUAGAAAAUUCGUUUCAGACGCCAUCGAAGGAUGAUGAUGUGCUCAAAGUCAUGGGUGAUGGACGAAGACGCAGCACUGGAGGCUCGAAGCUCAACACACCGCGUGCGACGACCGCAACCAAGCCCACCAGAAGCGCGUUGAACAGCCGACAACAACUUCCAUCAACGGCGGUCCCAAAGGGCGAGUUCACUCCGAUGUUGCGAAGCGCCGUUAAGAAUAAUUACAUGAAAAAUAUUGCUACGACUCGAGGAGUAGGUGGACCGAAAACUCCGGCUUACCUGCGAGCAAGCUAUCGCAGCAAUGUGAACACACCGGGCCUACCGGCUAUGGAUAUGACGGGAAUCGAUGAGGAGGACGCGACUGUUGAUGACUCUACACCACUCCCACAAGUCGCCAGCAGUAGCGUCCAGAGCACACCGCUCGCUGGACUUGCUAGUAGGAACGGAGGCGGAGUGCUAAAUGACGGAAGCAAUAUGACGCUGAAGGAGCAAGAAAAGAUCAUCGAUAAACUCGACAAGGACAACUUCGGCUUGAAAUUAAAGAUUCAUUUCCUGCAGGAACAACUAGAGAAAGCUGGCCCGGCUUACAACCAAGCCGCACUGGUGGAAAACACAGAACUCAAGGUCUCGAAACUCACGAUGCAACGCGAUAUUUCACGAUACAAGAAGAGUCUUCAACAAGCCGAACGCGACCUAGAAGCCUAUCGUCAACAAUUUCAAGAACUCAGGGAGAAAAUGCGCAGAAGACAGACUGAUGAGACGAUACAGAGAGAUAUGGACUUGAUGAGAGAGGAAAUCGAAAGCCGGGAUCAACGGGUGAGGGAUCUUCAGGAACAGCUAAGAGACGUGAAGGACUCCCAAUCUCAGGAGUUCGAUAAGCUUCGAGAUGAUAUUGAAGACCUGGAGGCUUCUCUGAGGGAGAAGGAUCGCCUCAUCGAAGAGCGAGAAGAGGAAAUCGAAGAAUUGAAGGAUAAGGGCAGCCAAGAAAAUGACGCACUCUCUGAGCUAGAAUCAGAGCUCCGACGUGCGAGGGAGCAGCUA
This is a messenger RNA of Aspergillus ochraceoroseus IBT 24754, 1152 nucleotides long. Its product is annotated as putative spindle-pole body protein (Pcp1). The transcript is spliced from 2 exons. Lineage: Eukaryota; Fungi; Ascomycota; Eurotiomycetes; Eurotiales; Aspergillaceae. Gene Ontology annotation, cellular component: microtubule organizing center. The annotation marks the transcript as partial. The record is from RefSeq and is a predicted model, not a curated record.